Messenger RNA from Cydia strobilella, 2177 nucleotides. Its product is annotated as transmembrane protein 208. The record is from RefSeq and is a predicted model, not a curated record. Gene Ontology annotation, biological process: vacuolar protein processing. Lineage: Eukaryota; Metazoa; Arthropoda; Insecta; Lepidoptera; Tortricidae. Gene Ontology annotation, cellular component: intracellular membrane-bounded organelle. The transcript has 4 exons. Bases 205 to 729 code for a protein of 174 amino acids.
UACUGCCAAUAGGGCAAUAGGUAAAAAGAUCAUAUCGUUGAUUACAUGAGGUUAUUUUAUUUAAUACAAAAUAGAAGUGCAUUGAAAUAUCUAACUAAGCUGUAAAUAAAUACAAUUAACAAGAAACCCUUAUCUUAAGUCUACUAUAGUGCGAGUUAGCAGUGUUUUAUUGAAGGAAACGAAGGAAGAAAACUUUGUUACAAAAUGCCUCCGCCACCAAAAAAGGCGCCUACAAAAGGUGCCAAGCAAAUCCUCAGUGAGAAUAUAGCUACAGUUCUUUUCUACCGCAAUAUGGCCUUAGCUGCGAGUGCGUUUUACGGCAUUUUUACUGGCGCAUUGUACUACGAUCAACUCACUGGAUGGAUCAUUUUUCUGAACGUGUUUGUGUUGGUGAUUUACAUCGGGUGCUACCGCAUGAUGACGUACAUCAGCCGGCCGACUUACGCAGACAACAGCCAGCUCAUUGAUCCGGGCCUCGACUUGAACAUGGAGGGUGGGAUGGGAGAGCACGUGAAAGACAUAGUGAUCCUGGCAUCCAUUACGCACGUGCUCGCCGUCGCGUCCAACUAUUUCUGGCUCCUACUGGUUCUGCUGCCGCUGCGAGCCUUCUGGCUCCUCUGGACCUACAUCCUCGGCCCCUGGUUCUUCCAAGAGGCACCACAGGACACGGAACAGAGCGAAAAGAAACAAAAGAAAUUGGAAAGGAAAAUGAAGCGAUAUCAGCAAUAGUUUAGGCGCAGGAUUCGCUAAGGAGGUGAAAUGUCGUACAAGGCUGAUUUUUUACCAGAAGGCCUAGCCAAUAAGACAAUCGUAUUAAUAGAAAUGGCCAUUCGAACCUUAAGUAAAUGUGUUGAAAGUCACGUUACUUGUCGUAGCAUCUGUCAUCCCGAUAUAAAAUUUUCUUUUCGUUUGGCGUUUGUGAUGAUGAUGGUAAUAUUUUCAGAAUAUUAUGAAAUUUAUGAAUAAAUGAGUGAGUAAUCGUUUUGCCAAAGAUUCGUUGAUUGUGCCGUAAAGUCUAUGCUAUCCGUCAACCAAACUGACGACCGAAUACGAGAGUGUAUAUAGAGUGAGUAUUCGUCUAUGUUCGUACGCAUUUAGUAUGCGACUGACGGGAGCGCGCCGAGAGUGUAGAGGAAUUUUGAUGUUGGCCAUUUUACCCACACGAAACGGAGACAACACGAACAUACCUAUGCGAGACAAUACGAACAUAGACGAAUACUCACUCUACACACUCGUAUUCGGCAAGUCUCGUGUUGUUUUGUCGAGAGUGUGGAGCGGGCUUUAUACGGUCGAUGAAUUUUUGGUGUUUCAUAUAAUCACUGAACGCAUUAUAUCAUGCUAGCUUGACUAUUCAUAUAUCAGCGAAUGUAAAUUAAGCUCACUGGAUCGAGCCAGUCUUCCAACCACUGGGCAGUAUAGGGUAUUCGGCUGUAUUUAAAAUAAAUUAUUUAACACCAUGUAUGAAAUAAAGUACCAGAUAAUUAUUAGAAAAACAUGGAGAGAGAAGUUAUUUUUAAACACAAGUUCUAUUUAACAAAUCGGAUAGAAAUAUAAAAAGUAGGUGAGUUGACCGUGACGUCAUUGUGUAAUGUUUUAUAUAAAUUCCAUAUUAGCAAUUCGUUUUGAGAGUUCUAAAAAAGAAACUGAUUUGACUAGUAGGAGAAUACCCCUUUAAUAAAGAAGAGCUUGUAAUGAUGAGACAAAACUACGCACUUGGUCGUCACUUUCCUUGAAUCUUUUGAACGCCAAGAACACCUAAAGUCGUCGUCACUAGUCGUGCUCACGGCGCCAUGGACGGCAUGGACAACUAUAGGUUUUAUGACGAACGCUGUCAAAGUAACCUUCACACUUUCAAGUAAGGUUUACAUUAGCUCCCUCGCGCCCGGGACCUUGGCGUGUCAGUGACGUUUUUGCUUAUAACGUAAAGCGUUCAAAGGGUCAAAAGGACCCGGUAAUAUCAUGAAAUACACCCGUAAACGUCAGUUUUUUCUCUCAUUCUGGCACGACGGUAGACACAUGUGUGUAAGAAUAUGUUUUUUCUAGGUUUAUAUGCAUAAAGCUUGUUACAUACAUAUUUAUUAAAAUUAAGAAGUACAAUUAAGUGUUAUUUACCUAAAAUUAUUGUUUUUUGACACGGUUAUGGAUACAUUUUGUAAAAAUAAACUAUGUUAAGUACA